Anopheles funestus (African malaria mosquito) is the source of this 4132-nucleotide messenger RNA. Its product is annotated as claspin-like. Gene Ontology annotation, biological process: mitotic G2 DNA damage checkpoint signaling; mitotic DNA replication checkpoint signaling; activation of protein kinase activity. The record is from RefSeq and is a predicted model, not a curated record. Lineage: Eukaryota; Metazoa; Arthropoda; Insecta; Diptera; Culicidae. Gene Ontology annotation, molecular function: anaphase-promoting complex binding. Bases 106 to 3957 code for a protein of 1283 amino acids. The transcript is spliced from 6 exons.
UAAACACGAUCAAUUUUCUUUCUGCCAGUCGUUUCGCAAAAGUUUAUAUUAUUGGUUGUGCAGUAAAAAGUUGGCAUUUUCUGAUAGAAAAAUAUUGCUCCUAAAAUGGAUUCCGAUUCAGAACUGCAUUUAACAGACACCCUUCGCUGCGAUACCGAUUCAGAAGAUGAUAAUCAACUGAACAAGAGUGAAUCAGAUACCAAGAACAUACCCGAUGGAGAAUCUGUAAGCCAUGACACCGAAAUUGUACAACAAUGCAAGGAAGAUGCAGCAGAAAAAGGAAACAAAGAUUCAUCGGAUGAGCAGGAUAUGCCAAGCAAUCGCGCAAACAUUCGUAGGUCAAAAUAUUCAAAUAUAAUCGACAGUGAAUCGGACGAAGGAGAAAUGGCAACAGAAAUCAAUACAAACAAUGAAGCAACACAUCCAAAUGAGGCUCAGCUGGAUCGUUUGAAAUCUUUGCUCGAUUCCGAUUCAGAUGAGCAAGACGACGGUGAACUGAAAAAGCAACCUAAAAAACAGGUGAAACGUAAGCCCAAACCAACGUCCAAUAAAAUGGGAGCACUUUCGGAAUCAGAUAACGAGGAUUCUGAUGAAACGAAACCUGUAUUAAACGAGAAAGUCAAACGUAAGCCCAAAAAAGGUACCAAAACUGAAGAAUCACCCAGCAAAGUUAGGACAGCUAAGGAUAUACUUGCCAGCCUUAAUUUGUUUUUCGAUGACGACGAUGAGGAAGUGGCUCCUCGAACAAAUUCUGGAAAAUUUGCAUCAGCUUCUUCCGAAGAUGAAUCCAACGAAGGUUUAGUAAGAAGCACGAGACCGACUCGUAAGAUGACGACUAAAGAAGCGAUGGAAGAUAGGCAAAUUAUACAAAGUGAAUCACAGAGGAUGGCUCGAGAAAAGUACAUCGAUGUUCCGUAUCAUCGUACGAAGGUGUUUUCAUUCGAAGAAUUUCGUGCUAGGAAAACAAUCUGUAAGCCUAACCCAAUGCGCGAUUGUACGGGAAGCCCUAUGUCAUCGAACAUGUCGAUAAGGAUGACUACGGAACAGUUGGAAGAGUUUGCUAGAAAGCUUGAGGAGCGGGAGCUAGAAUCACAAGCGUUUUUCAAAUCUGAGAGUGAAUCAUCAGAAGCUGAACCUGAAACUGAUGCGGCAACAGAAGAGAAACGCGAUGAUCAGCAGGAAAUUGUUACAGCGGAAUCACUUGAUACGAAAGUUCGGGGAGAAAUUGAGCAAUCUUAUGGGGAUGCAUGUACCGUUGAACCAGUGGACGAUCAAAGCUCGUCUGGCAUUAUUCCGCCAGGAACUGAUACAGCCAAGACACUCAGCGAUGAACAAAUGGAUGCUAUUGAUGGUGCAGCAAAGGCAUUCAGCAAAGACCAAACAGAUCCUACUGACACAUCCAAGACACUGAGCGAAGAACUCAUGGAUCCUGUUGAUGAUACAGUAAAGGCUUUGAACGAAGGACAAAUGGAUCCCAUAGAUGAUAUAGUAAAUCGUACGUCUGACAAUAUGGAGCAGAUGAUAGCUUCUUUUCAAGAAGCAGAAAAGCAAAUCCCUGCUCUACAAACUGAACGUAUUGUGAUUAAUUACGACGCUUUUUUACCAGAUUUGCGGAGUACUACAAUUUCCGCUAAAAAAGCGGCCCUUUUGGCUAAUGUUAACCUCCCACCAUGUCCGAAACUUAGUGGCAAUUCCGACAUGGUGAUUGAUUUAGACAACGGUACAAUUCAACCUAAAGCACCUUCCGGAGUUGAUAUUCUUUUUCAGCGGCUAGCAAAGUGUAGUGGAACCGUACGAAAUGCGUCACCAUCGUCAACUAAUACCAUCAGUAUCUUAAGUACUGAAAAUGGUUGCGUUAAGUUAGACACUGUUUCACUGUUCGCUAAGGAGGAUCGUCCGUUGGUACAUAAGGAACCCGUACCGGGAGCUGCAUUUAUGAAACUGAAACAAGUGUUGAAAGAAAAGAUAGACGACAAUCGUAGAGAGCUCAUUCGGAAGCGGGAAGCUGAGUUUGCCAAAAAUAAUGAUCUUGAAAAGGAUGAGCAAAGCGAUAGCAUGGAGGAGGAGGACGAGGAAUUGUUGGAAGAUGAACCAGAGGAUCAGAUGGAAACGGAUGAGGAAACAAUGUCUUAUGCUGCUGGCCAGCGUAAGCAAUUAUUGGACGAUCAAGCGCUGGAUGAGAACAUGUCGGAAUCAGAAGUAGGCGGCUCUAGUUCGGAAGAUGAAGAAGACGAGGACAACGACGAAGAGCAGGACAUCGAUAAAGGUGGUAACAAGAUGGGAAGAAUUAUUAAAGCAUUUGAAGAUUCGGAUGAUGAUGUCGAUGAAGAGCAAUCAAACCGCAUAGAAAGGCAGACACAUCCUCCCUCUACGGAUGACCACAAUGUUUCCACCGGAAGAUGCAAUGAAGACGACGAGCAAAAGGAAGAUAACCUUUCAUUGCUUUGGAAAGAUGAUGCUGAUCCGUCAAAUCAACGUGAAGAUGUCGAAGAGAACGAUUUGUUGGCUCUCUGUUCGGGACAGUUUGCUACCCAACUGCCUACACAAAAUCAUCCUUCGCUUUCACAGGAUACCAGUCCCAGCGGCGUUGAUUUGAGCCAAUCAAAUGCCGAACCGCUUUACACACAGAACCAAGAACCAUUCCGGGAAUCGCAGCUAAUGGAGCUCUGCUCUGGGCGGUUUGAAACACAAGCAGCUCAAGGCGUAACUCAGCCGACAAAAGAUAUUGCGGAGCUUCCAUCGCACAGCAACGAGCAGCAAGACUCUGUACUAGAUGAUAGUGAUAUUUGUGUUGGUGGUCGUCUACGCCUCGACUCGUCUGAUGAUGAAGCGCAGCGUCCGGAAACCGAACCCACAAGCAAAAGCAAAAAACACAAAAGAAAACAUUUAAACAUAUCCGAUGAUGAGGAUGAAGUGGCUGAUGGAAAACCAGCUGACGAUCUUGAUAACGCUGACGAUCACCAAUCCGACGAAGAUGAUGAGGCAGAGGAAGUCGAACGUUACGUGGAUUACGAUUCAGAAGAGAACGAGGUAGAAGUUAGGCUUACCAAGAAAGAGAAGGAACUGAUGAGUGCCAAAUUUGUCGAGAACGAAGCGGAGCUAUCGGAGUCGGAAUGGGGCAGCGCAGACGAGGACGAAAAGGAUCUAGAUCGGUACGACGUGGAGAUGGGCGAUGAAGAGCAAUACGAUCAGGAACAGUUACAGCAGGAGCUGGAGAAAAUACACAACCGUCGAAUGCUGGACCAGGACGAUCGUGAGCUGGAACAUUUGAAAGAGAUUUUCCUCGAGGAUGAAGAAAGAGAUGGCGUCGGACGGGUGAGACAGUUCCGAUGGAAAAAUGUGGAGAAAACCUUUAGUUUGGAUUACGAUACAGCUGCUGCACAAGAUGCUGACGGUGAGGCCAAUGGGAGUGACGAGGAGACGGAAUUAAACUGGCGAAAGAUGCGACACGAGAGAAAUUUGUUGCUGAAGGAAAACAACAUCGAUCUUAGCUCGGUUGAUUUGACGGCAACCUCGCUACUGAAUCCUGUGGACACAACAUGUGUCACCGAUGAGCAGGAAAACCUUCAGACGGGUAGUACCCCUUGUGGAAAAAAGAAAAUUACAAUUGUUAGGAAAAGCAACAACCCAUCAACCAUGGCGGUAAAGGAGGAUAAUCCUUUCUUGAUCUCCAAUUCCACCAUUCUGCAGGGCCAUAAGGCAUCGUUUCUCUCCCGUGAUCAAGAAACGCUUAAAAAACUGGCGAGUUUAAUUCCGGAAUCUGAAGGCACCACUAGUACGGUGCUAACUGCGAAGGCACGGAAUUUUGUUUUUGCUACGCUCAGCCCAGCGGUUGAUAAGUCCUCCAAACGGUCGCUUGAUCCUGAAGAUGUGGAGAUUAAUGCCAACACGAAGAAGAAGAAAACUUCGGAUAAAGAGAUUGGCUCCAAGAAAAAAAUGCUAAAUUCUUUGCUAUAGGAAGAAGUAACAACGGCCUCUAAGUGAUGGUGUGUACAGAAAGAUUAAAGUGUUAAGGUUUAAAUAAUAAAUACAUACUUACUUAUUAGGCGGUAGUAAAACUGCAGAAUACGCUAAUGUUUGAGCAGUUCAAGGCAUUUUUUCAUUCCGGUUCUUCUCAAUUCAAAGCUAAGUU